Molecule: messenger RNA, 3483 nt
Organism: Anisakis simplex (herring worm)
Lineage: Eukaryota; Metazoa; Nematoda; Chromadorea; Rhabditida; Anisakidae
Source: the annotation of a GenBank genome assembly
AUGGUGUUGUUCGAUUACAGCUCCACAACGACGGGUAAUAAUAAUGACUCAGCGCUACCUGAGGAAUUGGUAUUUAUUGCUGAGAAAUAUCAGUACAAUUUCUGUGAUAAUAAUAAGUCGUUGCAAAAGGAUGUGAUCGAACUGAAGAAAAACAUUCGAAUGGCGCUCAGCAAACAAAUGCGUAUCAAACAGGGUUAUGUUCAAAUGCAGAAAGUAACAAAAGAAAGAAAGCAAAAUGAAUUUCUGAAGAAGGAAAUUCGGGAUUUGAGUGAUCAGAUUAGUGAUAUGCAAGAUGAUCUGCAAACACUGGACAUGUACGAUACUGGUGCAUUCGAUGACGCUGAAGAGAGUGUGUUCGGUACAGUUAUGGUAUCGUCGUCAGACGAUGUGCUCGCAACAUCGUUGCCAGAUUCGGGUAAUGCGAAUAUUGACGCGGGUAAUGAAAUCGGCGAUCACCCGUCGCAAUCGACCAUUAAUGUUCUAAAAAUCGAAGGUUUGCAGAAUGAACUUGCAAAAGAGCUGAAAGUGAAGGAGGGAAUGGAAAGAUUUCUGAAUAUAUCGAACACGAAUCGUAAAUUGCAAGAAGAGACCAAAUUCAUGCUGGAAGAUUCGAAAGCGAAAAUCGCAUUGUUACGCAUGAAAAUUGAGCGCAUUCAACGGCAAAAACAAGUGGAUGAUGGCAUUUUGUCGGGUUCGUUGAUUUGUCGUAAGCAUUUACCAACAAAGACGGAAAUGUUGGUCGAUGAUCUUUUGUACAGAUUGCGUAAAGAAUCGGCGAUUGCUGAGGGUGCACGAAACAUGAUACGUCAUGCAACAGAUUUGAAUGAUAUAAAUGAUGCUGUUCCUCGUGCACAUGCCAUAAAUAUCGCAUGUUUACGAUAUAAAGCACGUUAUGAUGCAUUCGGCACAAAAAUAUUGAGCAGUCAGAGGAAAUCAGACAGCAAAAGUGUGGCGCAAGCAUUCGAUAAUCAUAUGCAAUCCGAAGAGAAACUUGAUCUUAUACGAUUGGCAUUAUCAAAAUACAGCUCUCAACUACCAGCAGAUUCACCAAAGAGAAGUGAAAUCAAAGAAGCGUUAUUUGAAGUUGAGCGUGUACCAACGUCUGCAGCUAGUAGAAACUUAUUAAAUGAUCGUCUCAGCCCACCGAAUUCACUGCCAACCAGUCCAGCGCAGGAAAGUGCCUCAAAAACAGCGAGUCUGCCACGAUCGAUUGCGUCUAAUCGUCGUUACAGUGCAUUCCCACCGUCGUUGGCUGUUACGGGUAGGCUGGAAGUCAGAAUAAUCGGCUGUCAAAACCUAAUAUGUGAAGUACCGCGCCGUAUGCCUCGACCUGAAAUUUCGUCAAUUAUUGCGAUGGGCGGCGAUACGUCGGCAAUGAUACCAACGUCGCAUAAGGGUAGACGUGAUCGUGGGCUAGGUCCCCGAACCAGUAGGUGCGUUGAGGUUUCAUUAUCGUUUUUCGAACUGGUGAGAUCAUCAUCAGUUUGGUGUGCAACCUACUCGUCAUCGCCACCAUCAAUUAACAAUGCUUUGUGCGUUUCGUUUUAUAUAUAUUGCAGCUCAGCCGUGCGAAUGUCAGUAACAGAUGAGAUCUCGGCAACGUUGCGUAUUGACAGCCGUGAGGUUGGCUCGACUGACUACCGAGCGAUAUCCCGGCAAGCGUGGGAUCAGCGAUUUUCGAUUGAUCUUGAUAGGUCGAAGGAGCUGGAAAUAGAAAUAAAAUACCGCGAUUGGCGUUCGUUGUGUGCAUUUACGGUCGUGAAAUUGAGUGAUUUCGUGGAGCCAGUUAAACGCUCUGGAAUGGAGCUGAACUUGGAACCACAGGGACUGCUUUUCGCUGAGUUCAAAUAUCUGAAUCCAGUGGUUAGUCGUAAACCGCGAUUGGAAAGACAGAAACGCCUCUUCAGAGUGAAAGGUAAAGGUAGUUAUUUACUUUGCUCUAAUCGAUCCGUUUCUUCAAAUGCAUUAAAGAAUUUUUUUAAGUUGAGCAAGAUAGCGUCGACGUCGUUACCGAUGCCAUUCCGCCAGAGUGUCGUCGACCGUCCGGUGUCAUCUGUCGUGCACUCAACUCCACAACCAGUCGCACAAGCACACCAAAAUCACUACAGUCAAGAUCAGUACCAAUCAGCUCCACCAAUGUUAAAAUCACCGAUGCAAUCUGCAAUGAUGUCGCAGUCUGUAUAUACAUCACAUGCUCUCAUUAGUGCGAAUGCGGCCGAAAUUGGAAAGCAGAAACAAAACGCUCAGCAGCAGCAACAACAACAACAACAGCAGCAACAGAUUCUUGAUAAUAAGCAGUCACAGUUUAUGAUGGACGAUAUUAAGGCCUCAUUACCUCCCGCACCGCCGUCAUCGACUCGUCGUCAGUCGAUUCCACGCAUUCAUAAAACGUCAACGACCCCGUCCGGAAUCGAACCCGCCACCUCUCAGCCGAUACUCCCACCAACCGUCAUUCCACCUAAAGAGAAGUACCAGUCCUACUCAAAGCCGCAUCGAACAUCCGCCGCUCUCCAACCGCCGUCGAAUGUCACAAUCGAUAAAUUCCGUCUGAUAUCCGUUCUUGGACGAGGUCACUUUGGAAAGGUGAUACUCGCUCAGUAUAAGCCAACAGGAGAGCAUUAUGCUUUGAAAGUAUUGAAGAAAGGCGAUAUUUUGAGUAGAGAUGAAGUGGAAUCAUUGAUGGUUGAGAAGAGAAUAUUCGAGAUCGCCUCUAGAAAUCAUCAUCCGUUCUUGGUGAAUCUGUUCGCUUGUAUCCAGUCUCGUGAACAUGUCUUUUUCGUGAUGGAAUACUCGAUGGGUGGUGACUUAAUGAGGCAUAUCCAUGACGAUAUCUUUACAGAGGAGAGGAGUUGUUUUUAUGCAGCGUGUGUCUUGUUAGGACUCGAAUUCUUACAUGCGAACAAGAUUAUUUAUAGGGAUUUGAAAUUAGAUAAUUUAUUAUUGGAUCGAGAAGGAUAUGUGAAAUUGGCCGAUUUUGGUUUGUGUAAAGAGGGAAUGGGAGCGAAUGAUCGAACGUCCACAUUCUGCGGUACUCCAGAGUUUUUAGCACCUGAGGUUUUGACGGAGAAUAGUUAUACACGCGCCAUUGACUGGUGGGGAUUAGGCGUUUUGAUAUUUGAAAUGUUGGUUGGUGAGGUGAGUGAUUUUAAUUAUUUGUUUAUUACAUUGAAUUUCCAUUUUGCUGUGAUUAUCUUAAUGCGUAAAAAUCCUGAAAAACGAUUAGGAGCAGGUGAAAAAGACGCAAAUGAAGUUAAGCAACAGCGGUUCUUCAAGCAUAUUAAUUGGGAUUGGGAGAAACUUCUGAGUAAAGAGUUGAAGCCGAAGUUUGUUCCAGUAAUUAAGAAUGCUGAAGACGUGAGUAACUUCGAUGAGGAAUUCACCAAAGAGACACCACGAUUUUCAUCAGCAAAAGAUAAACGUCCAAUACCGGAGACUAGCCAGCAAUUGUUCAAGGAUUUUGAUUUUACAUCAAUCAUCGAAUGA